Aspergillus heteromorphus CBS 117.55 is the source of this 1326-nucleotide messenger RNA. Its product is annotated as glycoside hydrolase family 28 protein. Gene Ontology annotation, biological process: pectin catabolic process. The coding region runs from base 147 to 1235 and encodes 362 amino acids. The record is from RefSeq and is a predicted model, not a curated record. Gene Ontology annotation, cellular component: extracellular region. The transcript has 3 exons. NCBI's taxonomy places the organism in Eukaryota, Fungi, Ascomycota, Eurotiomycetes, Eurotiales, Aspergillaceae. Gene Ontology annotation, molecular function: polygalacturonase activity.
UGGAGGCGUCCAAAAACUACAUAUACCCGCGAGCCAUCCUCCCAUCACUACCUUCUCCAUCUCUCUCACUCUCUCUUUUCCUUACCACCCCAGCUAGUCUUUCUUUAAUCCCGUCCGGUUGAUCCAGGCUUAUUCACUCUUUCAUCAUGCAUUUCGUUCAGACCUCCCUCGUGGCCGCCACCAUGGGCGCUGCGCUGGCCGCUGCUGUCCCUCUCGACAAGCGUUCUUGCACCUUCACCUCGGCCUCUGCCGCCAAGUCGGGCAAGUCCUCCUGCACGACUAUCACUCUGGAUAACAUCGAGGUCCCCGCUGGUGAGACCCUCGACCUGACUGACCUCAAGACCGGAACCACCGUCAUCUUCGAGGGCGAGACCACCUUCGGCUAUGAGGAGUGGGAGGGCCCCCUGAUCUCCAUGUCCGGUACCGAUAUCACCGUCAAGCAGGCCUCCGGCGCCAAGAUCAACUGCGACGGCUCCCGUUGGUGGGAUGGCAAGGGCAGCAACGGCGGCAAGACCAAGCCCAAGUUCUUCAAGGCCCACAAGCUCGAUGAGUCCAGCAUCACCGGCCUCAAGAUCUAUAACACCCCCGUCCAGGCCUUCAGCAUCGAGGCUGAGCACCUGACCAUCACCGAUGUGACCAUUGACAACUCCGCCGGUACCAGCAAGGGCCACAACACCGAUGCCUUCGACAUUGGUGAGAGUACCUACAUCACCAUCGACGGUGCCAUCGUCUACAACCAGGACGACUGCCUGGCCAUCAACUCGGGUGAGCACAUCACCUUCACCAACGGCUACUGCUCCGGCGGCCACGGUCUCUCCAUUGGCUCCGUCGGCGGCCGCAGCGACAACACCGUCAGCAGCGUGACCAUCUCCAACUCCAAGGUUGUCGACUCCCAGAAUGGUGUCCGCAUCAAGACCGUUUACGACGCCACCGGCACCGUUGAGAACGUCAAAUUCGAGGAUAUCACCCUUUCCGGCAUCACCGAUUAUGGCAUCGUUGUCGAGCAGGACUAUGAGAACGGUAGCCCCACCGGCACCCCCACCAACGGUGUCAAGGUUGAGGACAUCACCUUCGAGAAGGUCACCGGCACUGUUGAGAGCUCUGCCACCGAUAUCUACAUCCUCUGCGGCUCCGGCAGCUGCUCCGACUGGACCUGGAGCGGUGUUGACGUCACCGGCGGCAAGAAGAGCAGCAAGUGCAAGAACGUUCCCUCGGGUGCUUCUUGCAGCGACUAAAUGACUCGCUCGAUUCCACUGGUGUGUUUGUGAGGGAUGGUCUCUUUCUUGGCUCUGACCUGUUCGGGUCGUAUUAAUGUCUUUAAUUUUA